AUGUCAUCCCUUCAGAGAAAGGGGGCGGUUAAUGCCUUGCUCGUCCUAGUCUGCGUGGUCUUUGGCGGGGCAUCAUUUAUUUUUGGCUAUGACGAUAAACUCAUCUCUCCUGUUGCGGCACUGACGCCAUUCGUGAGUUUCUCCCGCAUGGUCACCGAGGAUGGAAAUGUUGAUCGUUACCAGGUCAAGAAGUUUCAAGGACCCAAUCCAGCAACGGGCGAAUAUGUUCUUACCGCACGCAACCAGAAUCUAGUGAUUUCCGUCCCUUUAGUGGGUGCAGUGGUCGGUGGACUACUGGCGUCGCCACUGAACUUCAACUUCGGCCGCAAGUGGCCUCUAGUCGUCGCUUACGUUUUGUCCAUCGGCGGUGCUCUUCUUCAAGUAUUCUCACCUAACCUGGCAGCGUUCGUGGGCGGAAGAUCUAUCAAUGCCGUUGCUUUCGGUAUUGCCACUGCUACGGCUCCACUUUAUCUCUCAGAGGUUGUCCCGGCUUCUAUGAGGGGCAGAAGUGUGAGUUCAAUCAACAUCUUGAAUCUCACGGCCGGGGUGGUUGGCACCGUCAUAGUCUGGGGCACCCAAAAGCUCGAUGGCCACCUGUCAUAUCAAAUCCCACUGGCUGUACAAGCAGCAGUUCCAGUAAUUCUUUGUGCGAUGACAAUAUUCCUUCCAGAAAGCCCUCAAUGGCUCAUAUCAAAAGGAAACAUGGAACAAGCCCAGGUCAAUCUGCGCAAACUCCGUGGCUUCAGCGACGAGCAAGUCGCAGACGAGCUCAGACUCAUGGCAUUCUGCGAAAGAAACAAUCGUGAACUACGAUCUAAAACCAGAUUCUGGCAUAUUUUCAAGCGAGAGCAUCUCAGGCGCACACUAGUCGCAGGCUCCUUCUUUUCUCUCAACCAAAUCUCUGGCGUGAUUCUGUCAACCACCUACACAACAAUCUUCCUGACACAAUUGGGGAUCGCCAAACCCUUUUCUCUUACAAUCAUCUCGUCCUGUUGUACUCUGGCGGGUACAAUUGCAGCCCCAUUCGUCAUCGACCGCGCCGGUAGACGCCCGACAGCCUUCGUUGGCAUGAGCCUUCUUUUCAUGAUUGAUGCCGUGGCUGGUGGUCUCGCGUUUGACAGAAGCACGCACGCGACUCUCGCCAUCGCCGUGCUAUCAUUUGUGUUCAAUUUCUUUUGGGCUUCCUCAUUUUUCUCCUUAUCGAACUUGAUGCCCUCUGAGAUGGCGACUCCGAAGCUCCGCCAUCAUACCAUGUCCUACACCGUCGCCUGUGCAGAGAUCACUGCUGUGAUCACUACACUUGUUGUGCCGCAGUUGACAUCGGCGGAUGCAGCCAAUCUCGGCGCGAAGACAUACCUGAUCUUUGCUGGAUGCAUGGCUGGCAUUAUUGUCUUCAUAUAUUUCCUAAUGCCCGAAACCCGGGGCCGCACAUUUGCGGAAAUUGAUGAGAUGUAUGCGGCUAAAGUGCCAGCUUGGAAGUGGAGGUCUUAUCAGGCCUCGAUAGAGGCGAGAACCGGGGAAUCUGCAAGACACUCUUCGGAAAAAGAUCAAGCCAUUGUGAAUCAACUUUCCACCGACCGGUUCUUAGUCACAAUCUGA
Molecule: messenger RNA, 1599 nt
Organism: Penicillium maclennaniae
Lineage: Eukaryota; Fungi; Ascomycota; Eurotiomycetes; Eurotiales; Aspergillaceae
Exons: 2
Coding region: 1-1599 (532 amino acids)
Biological process (GO): carbohydrate transport; transmembrane transport
Cellular component (GO): membrane
Molecular function (GO): carbohydrate:proton symporter activity
Source: RefSeq, a predicted model, not a curated record